AUGUCCAGCACGAGCACAGGCGCGAGCUCAACGGUGCUGUGCUCGGCCCAAGUCGCCUACAAGAAGGAUGCGGGCGUGCUGACGUUGACACCGGAGCUGCUCACGUUCGGAUCGACGUCGAGCUCGCAACCUCGAUUGGCCAUCACCACCGCCCGACUACUGGGUCCGUACGAGCGUCAAUCUGAACCAGAGAUCUUGUCACACAUCAGCUGACUUUUUUCUCGUCCCUACACGUUCCGCAGCCCUCUUCGCCUCCAAGGAAGGCGCUUCCAAAGUCCAGCUCCGAGCAACCUUGCACCCACUCGCUGCCCUCCCCCGCCACAUCACCCUCUCCCCUUUAGACAAAGCCGAUGAAGCAGCCUACUCGUUCCACUUCACCGCUGGUGCAUCCGCCAUCUCCGAUCGCGAACACUUCAAGAAGCAACUGACCCAUAUCAUCGCCAACAACCGCGAGCUCGAAGCGAACGCCGCGCUUGCACCCGUCGACGGCGCAACAUCCUCUUCGAACGAACCCAAGGGGAAAGGUAAAGAGCGGGAGGUGAUUGAUCUUACGACGAACUCGACGUUGUCGAAUCGAGCUGGCAAGACCGCAGCAGCCACAGCGGUAAACUCUUCGGCCGCAGCCGAUUUUCGACUGAGGAAACUCGUGCUCCAGGCCCAUCCGAACCUCAUGACCCUCCAUCGAGAACUCGUCAUGUCUGGCCAGAUAGCCGAAGCCGAAUUUUGGGAAGGUCGGGAGGCCCUCUUGGAGCAAGCACGAGCGGGGGAGGCCCAACUCCGAGGCAAGAGUGCAGCGAUGGUCGAUCUGAGACCCGAAACGAGCGAGUCGGGCGAGGUGACGGUCAAGAUCACGCCGACCCAGAUCGCCGACAUCUUUGCGGAAUGCCCGAUGGUGCUCAAGGCUUACAACGAAAACGUUCCCGUACCGGUUGAGUGGUAUUUUGAUCUUUUCGUUGAUUCCCAAAAUCCUGUCGGGCUGACGAUCGGCCCCCCUUGAUGAACAGCUCAACGACCAAGAGUUUUGGACACGCUACUUUCAAUCGAAGCUCUUCAACCGGAAUCGAACAACAAACCGUAGCGCCGUCGCUUCAGUCAAGGAUGACGCCAUCUUUGACAAGUACCUUGGUGAAGAAGAUGACGGUUAGUCCAGAGAUCAACGUCCAAACUAUGAAUUGCAUUGCCAAGGCGUUGUGGCUAAAUCCGGGCACUAGAUCUCGAGCCCAAGAACUUGCAGCAUCAUGACAUCUAUCGUCUACUGGAUCUCGCUGCCACCGAAGAAGAUCAACACGAGGUAAAUCCGCACGCCGAACUUGGUGCACAAAAGUCUAACUCGUCCUCAAUGUUUUACACAGGUCGACAUCCAACCCGAUGUGACGAUGCGAGCAGGGCGAGAACGCGCUGCACUUCCUCUCAUGCGAAGGUUCAAUGAGCAUUCGGAAAGGUUACUCAAUCAGUCCUUGUGAGCAUCCGGGAGUAUUGGGACAAUUGUCGAAAUGAAAUCAGAGCUGAUGAGUGUACUUCUGAACUCAGAGGUAACUCGGUCGAUCGGUCACGAAUCAGUUUCGAUCCUGGGAAUGCAGGGGUCAGUUGGCCUCAUUCACACCGACCUCUCAAGCUUUGACUGAAUAAAUCCCCUUCGAUUCUUCUCCCAGGACCGCAACUAUUAUGACGACAUCCUUCUCGACGACCUAAUAGACCACGCAGCCUCGGACCGCAUCGAACUGAACCUAAGUCAACAACGCAACAAAUUGACGGCAGCGACGUCGGCUUCGGAAUUGGACGAGGAGGGGGAUGCAAAGAUGAAGAUGAACGAGUUGGAGAUGGGGCAAAUUGUGAGGAGGGUCAAGCAGGAGAUGGAGGUGUGGGAACCUCACUUGUCCGAGGUCAGCUAGAGUCUCUUUCCUUUUUUUGGCUGCUCAUCCGAGGUGACUAAUCUCUCCCUCGAAUCACAGUUUCACCUCGACCCUGCAGCCAUCAACGCCUCAAUGGACGACAUGACCCAAUCCAUUCUCCUCAAAGUCGAACGCAACUCGCGCGAAUCGACCUCCAGUUCAGGAGGGAUACCCCGCUCGACCCUCGAUCAAUGCACGACGAUCGCAGCCAGUGCGAACGAAUUCCUGCGCCAAUUCUGGUCCGCGGUCUUGCCCCCCAAACCGGGGGACAUCAGCGCUCUCGCGUCCAGUACGCCGGUGCAGAAGGCGGCGAGGGCGGAAAGGAUGAAGAAUGGGUUGGAUCGAACGUUGGAGAGGAUUAGGGUUGUGGUGCAAGGGUUGGAAGAAGGGAGUGAGGUGAGAGCUAGGGUCGAAAGUGCGUUGUUGCCGGUUAGGGAAAGCGUCGAGACCGCGAUUACGUUGUUUGAGACGAGAACUUCGUAG
Molecule: messenger RNA, 2375 nt
Organism: Microbotryum saponariae
Lineage: Eukaryota; Fungi; Basidiomycota; Microbotryomycetes; Microbotryales; Microbotryaceae
Source: the annotation of a GenBank genome assembly